AUGGCCAAGAUUCAACUCGAGAAGAGCAAGUACGAGCGAAUUUCACGCUCUAAGAUCGAGAGCACGGUUCGCGGCACGUUGUCGAUAGUCAUCAGUAUGGUCAUCCAGCAGAGCAUGCCGCUCUUCAAUUUUUGUCUUGAAGACAACAGGGCGUGGGGGAUGUUGCAUCAUAGUUGGGUUGGCAGUGCCUGCGCAAAGAUCGUACAGUGGUUUGUUCACUGUCAGAAUCUGACCCAUUGCGGGUUGCAAUGCUGGGGGACAACAUGA
Molecule: messenger RNA, 267 nt
Organism: Durusdinium trenchii
Lineage: Eukaryota; Dinophyceae; Suessiales; Symbiodiniaceae
Source: the annotation of a GenBank genome assembly